Brassica rapa (field mustard) is the source of this 559-nucleotide messenger RNA. RefSeq lists its product as uncharacterized. The record is from RefSeq and is a predicted model, not a curated record. Lineage: Eukaryota; Viridiplantae; Streptophyta; Magnoliopsida; Brassicales; Brassicaceae.
AUGUUGUUUUAAUCCACAGAUCAUUUCUCUAACUAAAUAUCUCUCUCUCUCUAGUUUUGUUUUGAUACCGUAUACGUACGAAGACGACCGUUCGUGUGCAAAAAGAUGAGGUGCAGAGCGCUUCACGUAGGAAGAAGAAAGAGAGUGAUGGUUAAUGUGAGCUCGAGGAAGCUCAUGAGCCGUCUCCGUCGGAUGGUUGCUCCAGAAACGAGUUUUUCUGAUGAAUUUGACGGUGACACACUUUAUCGUCUCACGGCUGAUCACAUUUUGCUCCUCCAAGCAAGAGUCCAACUUCUUCGUCGUAUUUCUUCUCUAUAUGGUCUAUAGAUCGAAGAUCCAUAGCCACAUAUAUAUGCGUGUGUCUAAAAUAACCGAAGCAACGGUAUAAUUAUGGAAUAAACGUCUAUUUUCUCUAUUUAUUUCUUCAACUAAACAUCGUAGUAAGUCGUAUAUUAUGAUGCCGAAGCUAUAAUUUAAUGUAAUGAUGUGGAUUUAUGUUUGUGUUUAUUUGAUUGUGAGCAAUCUUUUUACAUGCAUGCAGCUUCGACAAUAUUUUAUA